This is a messenger RNA of Rhizophagus irregularis DAOM 181602=DAOM 197198, 993 nucleotides long. RefSeq lists its product as uncharacterized. The record is from RefSeq and is a predicted model, not a curated record. NCBI's taxonomy places the organism in Eukaryota, Fungi, Glomeromycota, Glomeromycetes, Glomerales, Glomeraceae.
UUAUAUUGUUAAUUUAAAUAAUAAUAUUUCAGAAUUAAAUGAUAAAAUAAGAAAAUAUAUAACAAAUUUAAAACAAGAUAUUGUUAUUAAUAUGAAACAAGUUAAAAAUCUUUUAUCUCUUUAUAAAUGUCCAAUUAAAACCUUGAAUCAAAAAGAUGAUCGUUUACUCAUUCAAGCAGUUUUACAACGUCAUAUCAUAGAAAAAAUAUUUGAUUAUGCGAAACAAUAUUUUCAAAGUACUGGAAAACAUUAUCAUCUUGAAGCUGAUAUUAUUAAAAGUGAAUCUUCUUUAUCCUUAUUAUUAACUCACGCUUCUAAAUGUCGUGUUGGGAAUGAUGAAGUGACUCUUACCGCAUCAACAAAAUUACGUCAACAAAUUUAUUCAAUUCUUAAUAAUCGUGGAUUCUCUGAUAUCGUUGGAGAUGCUAUUUAUGAACAUCCUUUCAUCGCUUAUUAUAAAGAACAACUAAAUGAUAUUAUGAAUGAAUUGCGUAUUAUUGAAGAUAUUCAAAAGAAAUCUGCUUCUGAAAAUUUGGCUGCAACUAUCAUUCGUGAUGUCAUAAAGAUAUUUUGGUUUAGAUUAAAAGUUCAGGAACCUGCUGUUCAAUAUCUUUGGAUUCAGAAUAAUACAAAAGUGGAUAAAACUUUUAUGGAAGGAAACAAUUUGGAUGACAAUGGCAAUUUAAAUCUAUUUGUUGAUUUAUGUUAUUUCCCUUUAAUUGGAAGAAAUCUCUCGUCAAAUAAUCGAAAAAUUUAUUUUCCCGCAAAAGUUUAUGUAAAUCCAACAACGAACUAAAAAUGAUACGCUAAGGCGCUAUGAAAAAAUUUGUAGACACGGGUGUUUUUCUGUCACACUCACGUGAACAUCAGCCAAUAAAAUAGUUUUAUCUUUUUCUUACAACGGGUUAUUUACUUUUCGUUUAUUUAUUUGUACUACAAGAAUUAGAAUUAUAUUUUAUGUUGUAUUUUAUAUUUUGAUAAUAAAGUUCAAGU